Molecule: messenger RNA, 627 nt
Organism: Mesorhabditis spiculigera
Lineage: Eukaryota; Metazoa; Nematoda; Chromadorea; Rhabditida; Rhabditidae
Source: the annotation of a GenBank genome assembly
AUGCGGCGACGCCGGGCUUCCAGAGUUCCGGCUUAUCACUGGCCGCGCACUAACGUGGCUGACAGCUUUGCAAUCGACACCGGAGCUGUCAUCCUUGCCCUCGACACGAUCCGCGAUGGUGAAGCUGUGCCGAUCAAGGUGGCUCGCGACACCAAGGUAUACAUCAUCUCUCCCGGGAGCCGUGUCCCGCUUCCCGAGCUCCCUCCGGACUUCUUCGAGAUGACGGCCGCCGAGCUGGCGCGCGAGCAGCAGAUGCGCAAGGAGCAAGCCGAGAGGAUGACGACGCUGCGCACGCGUGAGAUGAGAGAACGAGACGCCACCCUGCGCAACUACAAAUACAAGUACACGCUGAUCCGUUUGCGCUUCCCGGAUCGCCUAAUUCUACAGGGCACCUUUGGCGUCUACGAACCGGUGCGAGCCAUUCGCGAAUGGGCUUCGAAGCACGUCGCUCACCCGGCGGUCCCCUUCAGUCUACAGUCUGCUAAUACCGUCCUAUCCAACGACGAAGCGCAGCUCGGCCAGGCCGGCCUGGCCCCAUGCGCCGUCAUUCAUCUUGACUGGGCUGAAGCCAUCGACGGGCCAUCUCUCGAGGAGACUCUACUGGCCCAAGUCGAACCGCUCGACCCC